CCAGCUCCAGUUGGCUCUCGGCUGCUCGUCUCCUCCUUACUGGGGAAGUUUUGUGGCCAACUUUGAGCCGGACGAGGACGAAAGAGCGGGGGAGGCAAGCAAGGUUUUUUUUGUAUUUUUUUUUUUUUUAAAUUUGGUCUGUUCCCCCCUCCAACUCCCGGCCCUCCUCACCUCCACCCCCGGACGGCGUCAACGUCGCUCGCGGUCGGCGGUGAAGCGCCGACGACUCUCGAUGGAUUUGGGGCGCUUCUCGUCGCUUCUUGCUCGUUAAACCAACUUGGAAGAAGUUUUGCCAUUUUUUUCGUAGGAGAGGGACCAGAGGAGGAAAGGGAAAGAUGGACGCGGCGGAGCUCGUGUAGCAGCGGGGGCUAAUGCUAAGCUAAGUGUUGCCCAUGCUAACGCCGUCGGAGCUGGAGCGACCGCCGCGUGUCGACUUCCGUCGCCCUUGGAGGCCUCCAGUCGGCUGCGAGUUGCUUUAGUUCUCCGAUUCCCUCGCCAAUCCCGCCCGCCCGUGACCGAGGUUCGCGUGCUGACCGUUGCGCCGCUGACCAUGGAGGAAGACCUCAAAUCGGCCGCGCGGGCGCAGUGAGGCAUCAUGGGUAGUAGCUGUUCAAGCUGUCCAGACAAAGAGUUGAUUGCGGAUAAUCAUCACAGUAAAUUCAAGGUGAUCAACGUGGACGACGAUGGGAACGAGCUGGGCGCCGGCGUGAUGGAGCUGACGGACGGCGAGCUGGUCCUGCACACGCAUCGCCGGGACGACGUCAGGUGGCCGUACCUGUGCCUGCGCCGCUACGGCUACGAUUCCAACCUCUUCUCCUUCGAGAGCGGACGCCGCUGCCAGACCGGGCAAGGCAUUUUCGCGUUCAAGUGCGCUCGCGCAGAGGAAAUCUUCAACAAACUGCAGGAAGUCAUGCACAGUCACAGCAUCAGCGUGGUGGAGGAAGCCGUGAUGGACGCCGGCCACCAGGGGGCGGCGCUCUCCCCCGCAGCCCUCGGCUACUCGGCGCCCAACGGCGUGUCGCGGAUCCCGUCGGCCGGCGACGUCCCGUCCCAGCCGUCCAGUCGCCACCCGUCGGUGGCCAGCGCCCGGCUGCCGUCGGUGGGAGAGGAGUCCACGCACCCCCUGCUGGUGGCCGAGGAGAGCGCGCCGCAGGCCCGCGAGGACGAGCGUGGCGACGCCGGCGGUUUCCGGGCACACACGUACGUCAACACCGAGGAACCGGCGCCGGAGAGCCCGGCCUCCCCCGAGGCCCGUCGCCCGUCCACCCCUCCCCGGGCCCCCUCGGAGCCCCGGGUGCUGCUGGAGCCGCAGGGCGCGCGCUUUGUGCUGGGGCCCACCCCGGUUCAGCGGCGGCUGCGGGAGGCGGGGGAGGGCGCCGGCCGGACGGGCGCACCGCCGCCGGCGUCCCGCUGCCAACGCCCGCCCCUGCCGUCCCCCGACCCGCACAACGUCAACAACUCGGCGCAGCGGCGCACGGCGCUGCUGGACUACGAGAACCUGCCGGCCCUGCCGCCCGUGUGGGAGGCGCGCAAGCCCGGCCGGGACCGGGAAGAGGGCGGCGGCCCGGGGACGCCUUCGCCGCCGACGCCCUCGCCGGACGGCCCGCCGACGCCCUCGCUCAACGGCUUCGGACACGAGCACUCGCACAACUACGUGAACACGGAGAACGUGACGUCGCCCCUGCGGCCCGACACGGCGCGGCGCCGCUCGGACGGGCCCAGCGUCUUCAACUUUGACUUGCGGCGAGCGGGCGAGGCGGCCAAGACGCUCAACUACAUCGAGGUGGAGAUGGACAACGGGGACGGGCCGGGCACGCCGCGCACGCCCGCCUCGCCCCCGCCGCCCGGCACGCCCACGCGUCGCACCGAGCUCUACGCCCUGAUCGACAUCGAGCGCACGGCCGCCAUGUCCAACCUGCAGAAGGCGAGGCCGCGGGACGACGGCACCUCGCGCAAGACGCGCCACAACAGCACCGAGCUGCCCAGCAAGAGCGCCGCGUGACGCCGGACUGUGUUCUUCUUCUUCUAUGGUACAAAUCAGUAUUACUGAAACAAGCAUUCCAUUGAGCUCUUUCCAUGCUGCUGGUACACGACUUCCUUUUCGAAUUCCGCCACAAUAAACCCGUCUUCUGUUUGUA
Molecule: messenger RNA, 2138 nt
Organism: Corythoichthys intestinalis (scribbled pipefish)
Lineage: Eukaryota; Metazoa; Chordata; Actinopteri; Syngnathiformes; Syngnathidae
Product: fibroblast growth factor receptor substrate 2-like
Exons: 6
Coding region: 596-2002 (468 amino acids)
Biological process (GO): fibroblast growth factor receptor signaling pathway
Cellular component (GO): cell-cell junction; cytoplasm
Molecular function (GO): fibroblast growth factor receptor binding; transmembrane receptor protein tyrosine kinase adaptor activity
Source: RefSeq, a predicted model, not a curated record